Molecule: messenger RNA, 1413 nt
Organism: Dromiciops gliroides (monito del monte)
Lineage: Eukaryota; Metazoa; Chordata; Mammalia; Microbiotheria; Microbiotheriidae
Gene: TPH1
Product: tryptophan hydroxylase 1
Exons: 11
Coding region: 73-1413 (446 amino acids)
Biological process (GO): serotonin biosynthetic process; aromatic amino acid metabolic process
Cellular component (GO): neuron projection
Molecular function (GO): iron ion binding; tryptophan 5-monooxygenase activity
Source: RefSeq, a predicted model, not a curated record
CGUAGAACAUCCUUGGACUCUCCGCAAACGGGACUGCAGCCGCUUAGUGAGAUAAAUAAGAUAAAUUGCAUCAUGAUCGAAGACAAUAAGGAGAACAAAGAGCAUUCUUCAGAAAGAGGUAGAGCUGCUAUCAUAUUUUCCUUGAAGAAUGAGGUUGGAGGACUUAUAAAAGCUCUGAAACUCUUCCAGGAGAAGCAUGUGAAUUUGGUGCACAUUGAGUCCAGAAGGUCAAAGAGAAGAAACUCCGAAUUUGAGAUUUUUGUUGAUUGUGAUACCAACAGAGAACAACUGAAUGACUUUUUUGACCUAUUGAAGUCCCAUACAAAUGUCCUGUCUGUGAAUUCACCAGAUACUUUAUCUAUGCAGGAAGAUGAUAUGGAAACUGUUCCCUGGUUUCCAAAGAAGAUUUCUGACUUGGACAAAUGUGCCAACAGAGUUCUGAUGUAUGGAUCUGAAUUAGAUGCUGACCAUCCUGGUUUCAAAGACAACAUGUACCGUAAAAGACGCAAAUAUUUUGCAGACUUGGCUAUGAAUUAUAAACAUGGUGACCCCAUUCCUAAGGUUGAGUUCACUGAAGAAGAGAUAAAGACUUGGGGAACUGUGUUUCGAGAGCUCAAUAAACUUUACCCAACCCAUGCUUGCAGAGAAUAUCUCAAAAACUUACCUUUGUUGUCUAAACACUGUGGGUAUCAGGAAGACAACAUUCCUCAGCUGGAAGAUGUCUCCCGCUUCUUAAAAGAGCGCACAGGUUUUUCUAUCCGUCCAGUUGCCGGCUACUUGUCGCCAAGAGAUUUCUUGGCAGGUUUAGCAUUCCGUGUUUUUCACUGCACUCAGUAUGUGAGACACAGUUCAGACCCUCUCUAUACUCCAGAACCGGAUACUUGUCAUGAACUCUUGGGCCACGUCCCUCUACUGGCUGAACCUAGCUUUGCUCAGUUUUCCCAGGAAAUUGGCUUGGCAUCCCUUGGAGCAUCAGAUGAGGCAGUUCAAAAGCUGGCUACGUGUUACUUUUUCACUGUGGAAUUUGGCUUAUGCAAACAAGGAGGAGAGCUUAGAGUUUAUGGCGCUGGGCUACUCUCUUCCAUCAGUGAACUUAAACAUGCCCUGUCUGGACAAGCCAACGUGAAGCCCUUUGAUCCAAAGAUCACCUGCAAGCAGGAAUGCCUCAUUACAACUUUCCAGGAAGUCUACUUUGUGUCUGAAAGCUUUGAAGAGGCAAAGGAGAAGAUGAGAGAAUUUGCAAAAACUAUCAAACGCCCUUUUGGUGUGAAGUACAACCCAUACACACAAAGUAUUCAGAUUCUGAAGGACACCAGGAGCAUUGCUAGUGUGGUCAACGAACUUCGACAUGAACUUGACAUCGUCAAUGAUGCCCUCACCAAAAUGGGCAGACAUUUGGGUGUCUCAAGCUAG